Emericellopsis atlantica is the source of this 1134-nucleotide messenger RNA. RefSeq names its product sorbitol utilization protein SOU2. The transcript has 3 exons. The coding region runs from base 88 to 966 and encodes 292 amino acids. The record is from RefSeq and is a predicted model, not a curated record. Gene Ontology annotation, molecular function: oxidoreductase activity, acting on NAD(P)H, oxygen as acceptor. Gene Ontology annotation, cellular component: intracellular anatomical structure. NCBI's taxonomy places the organism in Eukaryota, Fungi, Ascomycota, Sordariomycetes, Hypocreales, Bionectriaceae.
UUCUCCACGAUCACCGUCUCCAAAGGCCAGACUGAACUGCCGGUACACCACGACCAAUCCUAGAGCCGUUGCAACACCAAUCCUACAAUGGCUGUCGACAUGAAGAAUGGAGCUUUCGAGCUCGACAACACGGACAUCCCCAAGGGCGAUAGGGUUCUUCCCAUGUUCUCCCUGAAGGGCCGUACAGCCAUUGUUUCUGGCGCUGGCGCGGGUAUUGGUCUCGGUGUUGCGCAGGGUCUCGCCGAGGCCGGCGCCAACGUCGCCAUCUGGUACAACAGCAACAAGCAGGCUCUCGUGGAGGCCGAGAACAUUGAGAAGACCUACGGCGUCAAGUGCCGCGCGUAUCAGGUGAAUGUUGUGUCUCCCGAGGCUGUCGAGAAGGCUAUCAAUGAAAUCGUCGCCGAAUUCAACGGUCGUCUGGACGUCUUUGUCGCCAACUCCGGCAUCGCCUGGGAAGACGGCGCCUUCAUUGACGGAAGCACCGAAACCGCCAAGAAGGUCAUGGCGGUCAACGUCGAUGGUGUGAUGUGGUGCGCAAAGACCGCUGGCGCUCACUUCCGUCGCCAGAAGAAGGAGGGCACCACACUCGAUGGCAAGCCUUUGGAGAACUUCCUCGCCGGAAGCUUCAUUGCCACGGCCUCGAUGAGCGGGAGCAUUGUGAACAUCCCGCAACUGCAGGCCGUGUAUAACGGUUCCAAGGCAGCCGUCAUCCACUUCUGCAAGAGCUUGGCCGUUGAGUGGACUGGCUUCGCCCGUGUCAACACAGUGUCUCCUGGAUACAUCCAGACCGAGAUCUCGCACUUUGCGGAUGCCGAGGUGAAGAAGCAGUGGAGGAGCAAGACCCCGGCUGGUCGCGAGGGUGUCGUGAGCGAGCUCAAGGGAUCGUUCCUCUACUUGGCCUCGGAUGCCGCCUCCUACACAACUGGUCUGGACCUCAUUGUCGAUGGCGGCUACUGUCUGCCCUAAGCGUCUGAAUUUCGAUGGUGGAUGGGGCGAGCAUGAGCUGGGUACUUUUAUACCUUGCCUCACAGACAACAGGGAGAACAGCAACGGAGACUGUGACCGGCUGCGAAAGCAGCUGACGAAGAAUGACUUUCACGUAAGUAGAUACCACCAAGCUAGACUUGAAAUUAG